Molecule: messenger RNA, 2258 nt
Organism: Sander lucioperca (pikeperch)
Lineage: Eukaryota; Metazoa; Chordata; Actinopteri; Perciformes; Percidae
Gene: gch2
Product: GTP cyclohydrolase 2
Exons: 6
Coding region: 158-856 (232 amino acids)
Biological process (GO): tetrahydrobiopterin biosynthetic process; tetrahydrofolate biosynthetic process
Cellular component (GO): cytoplasm
Molecular function (GO): GTP cyclohydrolase I activity; GTP binding; zinc ion binding
Source: RefSeq, a predicted model, not a curated record
UGGGUGACACCUUGACGAAUGAUGCGCACGCGGCACGGGGGGCUUUAUAAACGCAGUGAGCAUCGGGGAUAGGAGAAGCCUACAGCCCUGCAUUGUAUCUCAACUCCAGGACUCAUCACUUUACUUCUCUUCUUCCAGAGCUAAAAAGCGCUUCAGCAUGAACGACCACUACAACAUUAACGUCAACGACACCGUGGAGAAGUUCCACUGCAACAACGGAUUCAGCGACCUCAGCAUAGACACCAAGAAGUCCGAGCGCGAUACGUCCCGCAAAGAGGAUGAGGACAAGUCAUAUUUAGGCCUACAUGUGCUCGAGGCUGCCUACACCAGCAUCCUCCGGGAGCUCGGGGAGGACACGGACCGGCAGGGGCUGCUGCGCACGCCGCUGCGCGCCGCCAAGGCAAUGCAGUUCCUCACCAAGGGCUACCAAGAGACCAUCAGCGACAUCUUAAACGACGCAAUAUUUGACGAAGACCACAACGAGAUGGUAAUUGUGAAGAACAUAGACAUGUUUUCACUUUGUGAACAUCACCUAGUGCCCUUUUUUGGCAAGGUUCACAUUGGGUAUCUUCCCAACAAAAACGUGGUGGGACUGAGCAAGCUGGCAAGGAUUGUGGAGGUCUUCAGUCGGAGACUCCAAGUUCAAGAGCGUCUGACCAAGCAGAUUGCCAUGGGACUAUCAGAGGCUUUGCAGCCAAAAGGUGUAGCUGUGGUUAUUGAAGCAACGCACAUGUGUAUGGUCAUGCGCGGUGUCCAGAAGAUAAACAGUCGCACUGUGACAAGCACCAUGUUGGGCGUUUACCUGGAGGACCCCAAAACCAGGGAGGAGUUCCUGACUCUUUCACAGAACCCCUAACAAAUGUCCAGGGCCUCUGUAUAAAGUAGCACACAUAAAGCUUUAGAGUAACAGUAGAUCUGACUUCUAGGAAAUCAGACAAACCAGAAAACACAAAGCUGCUUUGAUGCAAGAUCCAAUUACUGUGAACAUAAUAGGAAAUAGAAGAUGACAUUCUCGGUGCCUUUGGUAUAUACUUUACAUCUUACGUCUCAAAUGGCAAUAUUGAUGUUAUAAAGUAUGAUACCUGAUUUUGUAACAUGUAAGAUUAUACUUUUUUUUAAUGGGAAUUUAAUUGCUGCUUUUGCAAAAUGGUACUCCUACAACUUUCCUUGCUUUAUUAUCAUAAGAAGUCACUGAUCGGAAUAAUUUAAUGAACUAGGUGUCAUUUAUAAAUACAUUUAUAAAGUCUUUGUAAUAUUUGACAUUUCUAAGAUACAAAUUAAAUAUGUAGCCCAAAGAGUAUAAUAAAUGAUGUACUGAAAAGAUUUGGUUUCAUCAAUGACCACUGUAGCAAUGUAUUUUAAAGAUUCUUUGCCUAAAUAAAAUGAUACAAACAUGAAAUGUUCUCCAUCUUAGUUAAGCGUUUUAGUAUGUCAGUAUUGGCUGAUUAUUAUAUUGGCACAAAACUGCAGAAACAUAAUGUACUAUACUGUAUAUACAGUAUAGUACAUUAUGUAUACUAUUAAUAUGUAUGGACUUGGGACACGGCUAUUGAGUUGAUACUCGACAUUAGCUUUGCAUCAGUAUUGGACAUCAGAAGUGUUGGUCAAACUAAAUACAUUUUUAUUAAUUGAUUUUAUAUAUUUAUUAUUUUUAUUCCAUGACUAAAAUGUGCGGUCAAUGAGUAGCUUGCAAUGCAUUUUCUGCAAUUAAUUAACUAAAAGCAUCAAAAUGCAAGGCAAAUACAUGUUCACACACUCAUUAAUAGGUUGCACAUGCAGCUUGCUCAGUCAAUAGGAUGGAUAGAUAGGAUUCGGGCUAGACUAUUAGGCUAGAGUGAAGACCCCUAAAAGUGCUUUAGUUUCUAAGAUACCCCUACUAGGUAGAACAAAGCAUAACAAUGUAUUCAUAUUCUCGAUUCAAACUGACACAGCCCCAUAAAAAAAGCAUACAAAGGCCAGGCCGUAUGGGAGAUGAUACAUGUGGACUAAAGUAAUUUCUUAAUGCAAGUCUGAUUGAUCCUAAAUGUGGUGUGACAGUGGGCCGGGGGUUCAUCUACAUGUGUGAAAAAAACAGAGCGUGUUGGGUGUCUGGGUAGCUCAACUGGUAGAGCGAGCGCCAAUAUACAGAGGUUUACUCCUAGACGCACCGGCCGCAGUUUCGACUCCAACCUGUGGCCCUUUGCUGCAUGUCUCUCUCUCUCCCCUUUCAUGUCUUCAGCUGUCCUGUAAAUGAGGGCAUAAAAUGCCCAAGAAAUAAU